Messenger RNA from Centropristis striata (black sea bass), 2768 nucleotides. RefSeq names its product endothelial zinc finger protein induced by tumor necrosis factor alpha-like. NCBI's taxonomy places the organism in Eukaryota, Metazoa, Chordata, Actinopteri, Perciformes, Serranidae. The record is from RefSeq and is a predicted model, not a curated record. Bases 491 to 2341 code for a protein of 616 amino acids. The transcript is spliced from 5 exons.
AAAGUGUAAAUUUAAAAAAAAAUACGAAUCCAUAAGGUUUAAAAGUAACAAAAACACUUUGGUCAUUUGUGUCUCAAAACAUUUUUUCCCUUUAUGAUUGAAUUCCAGAGGAUGACGGAUCGACUUUUAUUUUGAAGGUGUCCCACCAAGUUGUAGCUGAACCGGAUGUUGCUCUUUCAGCGAUAUGCCGUCCAACGUCCGUAGAAACAGUGGAGUCACUUUCUUUGUGUGAGAAAGUUUGUGUUGUGAUCCGUCAGAGCCUCUGUGUGUCCGGAUAAACCUGUCUGAAUGGACUUUGUGCUGUUCACCUUUUCUUUCUGGAUGUUUUACCUCUGACUCAUCUCCCGGUAGACUACAAACACAUUCAAGUUAGCUUAGCAUGCUAGCUAGUUAGCACCACGGCGCUAGUCAGACUGACUGUUUGAUGGAGAGCAAACUGUGUUUCUGACGGAGUUUGUGAGGAGAAAAAGUUGGUGUCACUGUGUGAAAAAUGUCUAAAGUCCAAACGGUGAGAGCGCUGGUGGAGCAGCGACUGACUGCGGCUGCUGAAGAGAUAUUUGGGCUGUUUGAAAGAACGAUAGCAGAGUACGAGGAGCAACUUUGUCGUUCAAAAGAGAAGAACGAGCGACAACAGAAACUACUGGACGCUGUUUUCAACCCUCAGAUUCAGCUACACAGAGCAGACGUUCAACAGCUGUCGGUGAGAGAAGAAGAGUUUCCCUCUGAGCAGCAGGAGAGGAGCUGCAGUCUGGACCAGGACCAGGAGGAGCCAGAGCCCUCACACAUUAAAGAGGAACAGGAGGAACCUCGGACCAGUCAGCAGGGAGAGCAGCUUCAGGGGCUGGAGGAGGCUGAUAUCACUCCUGUCCCUAUGAAGAGUGAAGAAGAUGAAGAGAAACCUCAGUCCUCACAGCUUCAUCAAACACAGACUGAACAGAUGGAAACAGAAGCUGAUGGAGAGGACUGUGGAGGACCAGAACCAGACAGGAACUCUGAUCCAGAUCCACAUUUACAACCUGAUACUGAUGAUGAGUCUGCAGACUCUUCUGAACCUGAGACUGAUGACAGUGCUGAUUGGAAGGAGACCAGAGAACCUCAGUCAGGUUUGAACUGUUUGAAAAAAGAUGGCGGCCCUGUCAGAGAUUCCAGAUUGUUAAAGGCACACAUGAGAAUCCACACAGGAGAGAGACCUUUCAGCUGCUUGGUUUGUAAGAAAACUUUUACAUUGAGUGAGACUUUAAAGGCACACAUGAGAAUCCACACAGGAGAGAGACCUUUCAGCUGCUCAGUUUGUAAGAAAACUUUUACAUUGAGUGGACAUUUAAAUGUACAUAUGAGAGUCCACACAGGAGAGAGACCUUUCAGCUGCUCAGUUUGUAAGAAAACUUUUGCACAGAGUGGAGCUUUAAAGAGACACAUGAGAGUCCACACAGAUGCCCAGCAGCUGUUGGUGGUUAAAGAGGAGUUUCCCUCUGAGCAGCAGGAGAGAAGCUCGACUCUGGACCAGGAGGACCCAGAGCCCCCACACAUUAAGGAGGAACAGGAGGAACCUUGGACCAGUCAGGAGGGAGAGCAGCUUCAGGGGCUGGAGGAGGCUGAUAUCAUCAAGUUCACAUUCACUCCUGUCCCUGUGAAGAGUGAAGAAGAUGAAGAGAAACCUCAGUCCUCACAGCUUCAUCAAACACAAACUGAACAGAUGGAAACAGAAGCUGAUGGAGAGGACUGUGGAGGACCAGAACCAGACAGGAGCUCUGAUCCAGAUCCACAUUUACAACCUGAUACUGGUGACAAGCCUGCAGACUCUUCUGAAGCUGAGACUGAUGACAGUGGUGAUUGGAAGGAGACCAGAGAACCUCAGUCAGGUUUGAACUGCUUGAAAAAAGAUGGUGGUCCUGUCAGAGAUUCCAGAUUUAGUGCUGGUGAGAAACGAUUUAGCUGCUCUGAGUGUGGGAAAAAAUAUGGCUCCAAGUACAAUCUGAAGAGACACAUGAGACUCCACACCGGAGAGAAACCUUUCAGCUGCUCAGUUUGUAAGGAAACUUUUACAUGGAGGGAAACUUUAAAGUUACACAUGAGACUCCACACAGGAGAGAAACCUUUCAGCUGCUCAGUUUGUAAGAAAUAUUUUACAGAGAGUAGACAUUUAAAGUCACACAUGAGACUCCACACAGGAGAGAAACUUUUCAGCUGCUCAGUUUGUAAGAAAUCUUUUACAGAGAGUAGACAUUUAGAGUCACACAUGAGACUACACACAGGAGAGAAACCUUUCAGCUGCUCAGUUUGUAAGAAAACUUUUGCACAGAGUGGAACUUUAAAGAAACACAUGAGACUCCACACAUGAGAGAAACCUUUCAUAAAUGUGCUGGCCGCUCAUCCUAGAAGUUUCAUCAAACUGAGGAGAACAAAGAGGCAGAGCCUCCAGCCAGCAGCCCACAUGAAGAGAUGCAAACCUCUUUUUUCAAUCUUUUUAAAGGACUCGAUAAACUAUUUCAAGUCUUUUUUAAAUGCUUUAAAGCUUUUAGUAACUUUCAUAAAUAUUUAUUCUGUGUAUGAAAUUUACCUACAAUAUAAUUAAACAAUACUUUCUUUUCCACAAUGUGAUAUAUUCAUUUACUUUCUGUUCAUUUUUGUUUUGUUUUACAAAACGAAAAGUUCACAAACUGAUAUUUUAAUUAAAUAUUAGAUUGUAGAAGUGUAACAAUGACAACUUUAUUUUCUAACCGCAAAACAAAAUAAAAACAUUCUUGGAUUACCAAAGUUGCCUGAAA